This is a messenger RNA of Yarrowia lipolytica CLIB122, 1863 nucleotides long. RefSeq lists its product as uncharacterized. The record is from RefSeq and is a predicted model, not a curated record. Gene Ontology annotation, cellular component: nucleus; cyclin-dependent protein kinase holoenzyme complex. Gene Ontology annotation, molecular function: cyclin-dependent protein serine/threonine kinase regulator activity; protein kinase binding. NCBI's taxonomy places the organism in Eukaryota, Fungi, Ascomycota, Dipodascomycetes, Dipodascales. Gene Ontology annotation, biological process: regulation of cyclin-dependent protein serine/threonine kinase activity.
AUGUCAGACGUGGAAAUGGUCGAGGGCCAGGGGUACUCGGACUCGGACGAGUCCACGGGAUACGACCACGUGCACCCUGCCUCCUACUCGGGCAUUGGCAUUCCCGCCCACACACACGACCACGCCCAGGCCCAGGGAGCCACGCCGUCCAACUCGGCGUUUUUUAGCCCCUCCAGCUCCACCCGCCAGACCGGAAUGGGCGCUUACAACGAGCCCAGCUCGGUGAGCAGCUCGUACAAGAGCGGCGUGGCGUCGAGCGCCUUUGCAGGCUCAUUUUCGGCCAACAGCUUCACCAACACAAACACAAACACAAACGCCGGCUCGUUCACAAACUCGUUUGCAGCGUCGUCAGGUGGACCGAACGCAAACCCCACGGCGCCGUCAGUUUCUGGAACGGGUGCUUCCGUGCAGACGGGCUUCUUCCCGUCAUCACUCACGUCGUCCAUCCAGCAACAACGCACGUCGUCGUACCAGUCGUUUGUGCAGCCCCCUACCGUCCAGGGGUCGCGGCUGACGUCGUUCGCCACCCAGACGUUCGAGCCGGACCAUUCGCCCGAGGGCCAGGCCCACUCGCCCAACAUUGACGCGCCGGCCCACUGGCGCUCGUCGUCGUUCGGCGAGGCCGUCGAGUUCCAGCCGUCGGUGCGUACGUCGAACCUGACAUCCAAGCUUGCGGGCAGCAACUCCAAUUCUGCCAGCGCUAGCAAGGCCGGCAGUGCGUCCGGAUCCGUGGACAGCACCGUGGCGCCACCGUCGUCUUCGUUCGGCGGCUUUUCGGACUACGGCUCGUCCGACACGGCCGCGGCGUCGUACAGUGGCUACACCACAGCCCCGUCGUCGCGGCGGGACUCGACCGGCGAGAAGUCGCUGUUUGCACGGCGCAAGCCCUCGUCUGGGCGCAUGCAGCAGAUUGAUGAUGUCAAGGGCAAGGGAGUUGGAGAGGAGGAAGAUGAAGAUGACCAUGACGAUAAGAAGGUCAAGGUCGGAGAGGUUUCCGAGCAGGUGGAGGUAAAGGAGGAGGGUGAUGAGGUUGAUGUGGUUAAGAAAGAGACUGCUGUUGUUGAGGGCGGUGAUAAGACCGAGGCCACUGCUCCUACUGACCCCACUUCGGGCCCCGAACAUGUCAUGGACAGUAUAGGCAACGUAUCUGUGCCCGUGUCCGAAACCGAAGACGAUGUGCAUCUGGACAUUGCCAACUACCCCGUCAAUGACCUGCUGCUUAUGCUCACCGCUCUCCUGCAGAAGAUCAUUGAGGCCAAUGACUCACUCCACCCGCACCACUACCAUCACGCGUCUCAGAAUUAUGUGUCCAACAAGUUCACCGCCAACGUGCUGGCGUUUCACGGACGAAACAUCCCAGCCAUCUCGCUGCAUUCGUACCUGCUGCGAAUCCUCAAGUACUGUCCCACUACAAACGAGGUCUUUCUGUCGCUGCUAGUGUACUUUGACCGCAUUGCCAAGCGGGCCAAUGCCGGCGAAUUUACCGGCGCGCAUGCUGCUGCGUCUAACGACGGCACCAGCAGCACCGCGUCGUCGCUGCUGGCCAAGCAGGUGCCGCCGCCGUCCGACAUUCCGGCGACCCAGCUGUUUGUUAUGGACAGCUAUAACAUUCACCGGCUCAUUAUUGCAGGCAUCACCGUGAGCUCCAAGUUCUUUUCAGACGUGUUUUACAAGAACUCGCGGUAUGCCAAGGUUGGCGGUUUGCCUGUGGAGGAACUGAAUCAUUUGGAACUGCAGUUUCUGCUGCUGACCGAUUUCCACCUUAUGAUUCCUCUGGAGGUUCUGCAGCGGUAUGGAAAUUUGCUGUUGCGAUUUUGGAAACGAGAGGGGGAGGCUGCGAAUGAGCAGACCAACAGUUCGUGA